Molecule: messenger RNA, 1923 nt
Organism: Aspergillus lentulus
Lineage: Eukaryota; Fungi; Ascomycota; Eurotiomycetes; Eurotiales; Aspergillaceae
Product: putative sensor histidine kinase/response regulator
Biological process (GO): phosphorylation; phosphorelay signal transduction system
Molecular function (GO): phosphorelay sensor kinase activity
Source: RefSeq, a predicted model, not a curated record
AUGCCGUUGCACAGCAUCUCCGCACAGCAACUGGCGGACAUGCUGCCCACCGGCGUCGCCAUCCUCAACCACCGCGACGAAGCCAUCUUCACCAACCGCCGCUUCCGCGAGCUCAUGACCACCCUCGACCCGCACUCCUUCGACUGCUGGUCCCAAUCCAUCCAUCCCGACGACUUUGACCGCCUCGCGGAAGCCUACCACGACGCCUCCCGCGCCCAGCAGCCCCUCCGCAUCCAGUACCGCACCCACGACGAGGACUGUCCCUGGCGCCUGCUCACCCUCACCCCGAUGGGGCCCGACGAGCGCGCCCUCUUCGGCCUCACCACCGCCGGCGGCGCCAUCUGCACCAUCGCCGACAUCACCCAAGAAAAGACGGCCGAGCUCUCCCAGCGGAAAAUCGCCGAGGAAGCCCAGCAGCGCAAGACGCAGCAGGAGCGGUUCAUCGACAUGAUCAGCCACGAGGUGCGGAACCCGCUGUCGGCCAUCCUGCACUGCACCGAGGAUAUCCUCGAAGCGGUGCACCGCACCCAGAGAGGAGAGAGCAGCGCUGAAAAAGCCCACGCGACGAUCGCGCAAGCCGCCGAGACGAUCGGGUUGUGCAUCGCGCACCAGAAGAAGAUCGUCGACGACGUACUGACCUUCUCAAAGGUCGACGCGGGGAUGUUAACGCUCACACCGCGCCGGGUCCAGCCGCGCCGUCAGCUGGCUACCUCGCUGACGAUGUUCCGGCCGGAGCUGCGCAAGCAGAACAUCGAGUUCGAGUAUAAGCUGGAUCAUUCGUACGAGGAGCAGGGGAUUGACUGGGUGAUGGCCGAUCUGGACCGCAUGAGCCAGGUGCUCAUCAAUCUUGUUUCGAACGCGAUCAAGUUCACGGCCAAGUCCGGCGGCGAGAUGAAGGUGCGUGUGUCGAUGGGCGCGUCGACGACGCGGCCCCCGUCGUAUCCGCCGAACGUGGUGUUCUUCAACUCGGAUGCGACCGCGUUGAGGCUGGAUAAGACGCAGCAGGCGGAGUGGGGGGAUGGGCCGACGGCGUAUAUCAUGGUUGCGGUGCGGGACACGGGGAUUGGGAUCAGCGACGAGGCGCAGAAGCGGUUGUUUGAGCGGUUCAACCAGGCCACGCCGCGGACGGAGAGUAUAUACGGGGGCUCCGGGCUGGGGCUGAAUGUCAGUCGGCGACUGUGUCAUCUGCACGGGGGCGAGAUCGGCGUGAGCUCCAAGGAAGGCGAGGGCAGCACGUUUGGCUUCUUCUUUGCCGUCCGGAAAAGCGACAGCGUGGGAGAACCGUCCACCAGCACAACAGAUGAGCAGGACCGGACCUGCCGGAAGAUCCUGUCGCUGGGCGACGAGAUGACCGACGCGAACCAUCAGAUGACCUCGCCUGCCAUACCGGAGGACCCCGAGGUGACAUAUAUCGAGGAGAUCAAUCCCGCCUGCAACAGCGACAGGAGAAAGGACCACACGGCCAAAAUAGCCGAAGAGGCUACAGACGCUGAGAGUUCCACUACAACUACACCAGAGAGACGAGAUAGCCAAACUGACAACCAACACAUCCUCGUCGUUGAAGACAACAUCAUCAACCAGCGCAUUCUGUCGCGGAAACUACAAGGCCUCGGCUUCAGCGUCACCGAGGCGAGUAACGGCCGCGAGGCUCUGGAUGCCGUGAAGAAAGACCACUUUGACUGUAUUCUCAUGGACCAGGCCAUGCCGGUGAUGGACGGGAAUUCGGCGACCAAGGCGAUCCGCGAGCUCGAAAAGGAACGAUCGGGACAACAUACCCCCGUGUUAGGAGUAACGGCGAAUGUGAGAGUAGAGCAGCAGGAGGAAAUGCUGCAGUCCGGCAUGGACGAUGUGAUCCAUAAGCCGUAUAAGAUGGAUGAGCUGACCGACAAGAUUGAGCAGCUGGUCUUUAAAGAGUCGGAGUAG